This is a messenger RNA of Nematolebias whitei (Rio pearlfish), 1808 nucleotides long. RefSeq names its product cytochrome P450 2F2. Gene Ontology annotation, biological process: xenobiotic metabolic process. Gene Ontology annotation, molecular function: oxidoreductase activity, acting on paired donors, with incorporation or reduction of molecular oxygen, reduced flavin or flavoprotein as one donor, and incorporation of one atom of oxygen; iron ion binding; heme binding. The record is from RefSeq and is a predicted model, not a curated record. The transcript is spliced from 11 exons. NCBI's taxonomy places the organism in Eukaryota, Metazoa, Chordata, Actinopteri, Cyprinodontiformes, Rivulidae. Gene Ontology annotation, cellular component: cytoplasm; intracellular membrane-bounded organelle. The coding region runs from base 13 to 1479 and encodes 488 amino acids.
AUCCCUAGAAACAUGUUUGUUUCCGUGAUACUCCUAUGGCUCUGUGUUUGGCUCAUCAUCCUCCAGCUCAAAGCCCGGAGGCCCAAGAACUUCCCCCCUGGACCCACCACCCUGCCGGUCCUGGGGAACCUUCUGAACAUAAACUUGGAGAACCCGCUGCAGGACUUUGAGAGGCUGAGGAAGUCUUAUGGAAAUGUCUACAGUCUGUUCCUCGGUCCCAAACCUGCCGUGAUCAUCAACGGGCUGAAGGUCAUGAAGGAGGCCAUUGUCAUUAAGGCCACGGACUUUGCUGGACGGCCUCAGGACAUGUUUAUUAAUGACGUCACCCAGAGAAAAGGAGUGAUUAUGGCGGAUUAUGGGCAGAACUGGAAGGAGCAUCGCCGCUUUGCUCUGAUGACUCUGAGGAACUUCGGUUUGGGGAAGAAGUCCAUGGAGGACAGAAUUCAUGACGAGAUCCGUUACACAGUUAAAACGUUGGAGCAAAGCGUUGGUGAGACCUUACGUCCUCAGGUGAUGUUUCAUAAUGCGGGCUCCAACAUCAUCUGCCAUGUUCUGUUCGGUACGCGCUACGAGUACGAUGACAAGAUGAUCAAAACCAUCGUUCAAUGCUUCACGGAAAAUUCCAGAAUAGCCAACGGCCCAUGGACCAUGCUCUAUGACUCUAUUCCUCUGAUUCGAAACCUGCCAUUGCCAUUCAAGAAGGCUUUUAAAAACGUAGAGAUUUGUCAGAAUCUUAUCAGCCGUUUGGUGGAAGAGUUCAAGAAGACCAGGGUUCCUGGAGAGCCUCGACACUUUGUUGACUGUUACCUGGAUGAACUGGAUAAGAAAGGUGAUAGUACUUCAUUUUCUGAGGAUCAGAUGAUCAUGUAUUGUCUGGACCUUCACUUUGCUGGGACUGACACCACCUCCAACACCCUGCUAACUGCAUUUCUCUACUUGAUGACUCACCCACAUGUACAAGAACGAUGUCAGCAGGAGAUAGACAUGAUGCUGGGUGGGAAGGAUCGAGUCAGUUUUGAAGACAGGCACAGCAUGCCUUACACGCAGGCUGUGAUCCAUGAAGUUCAGAGGAUUGCCAACACGGCUCCCCUCAGUGUCUUCCAUGCCACGACAAAAGACACAGAGCUGAUGGGAUAUGCCAUUCCCAAGGGUACGUUGAUCAUCCAGAACAUGAUGUCAGUGCUGAGGGAGGAGGGUCAGUGGAAAUUCCCUCACGAGUUUAAUCCUGAAAACUUUCUGAAUGAGCAGGGAGAGUUUGUCAAACCGGAAGCCUUCAUGCCUUUCUCUGCAGGUCCUCGGAUGUGUCUCGGAGAGAGUCUGGCCCGUAUGGAGCUCUUCCUCAUGACGGUGACCCUGCUGAGGAAGUUCAAGUUCAUCUGGCCGGAGGACGCUGGAGAACCGGACUUCACUCCGGUUUUUGGGGGAACUUUAACUCCAAAACCUUACAACAUGGAGGUCCAGCUCAGGUCCAAACACUGAAGUGGUGCAAAGACGCUCUGUAGAAACAGGCAACAAAACCAAAAAAACAACACUUUUUAAUUUCUAUCUGAAAUUGAUGACAACAUCAGUAUUUUUUAAUUGCAGAUGAUUAUUUCAGUCUGAAUUGUUUGAUACUGUGAAAACAUUAGUUUCAUCCAGAUUGCAAAAAAAGAAAUCAAAGCUGAGCAUUAUUUGAAGGCAUGCAUAUCUCUUGUCAUUUUCAUGUUAAUUUAAACUUUUUAAGUCAUCCUAUGAUGAGGAACGACAGUUACAAUCAUUUUGGUUAAUUCAUGAAAAUUGUAUGCAUGUUCCAGCUUCAGAUUUGUAGU